Tilletiopsis washingtonensis is the source of this 450-nucleotide messenger RNA. RefSeq lists its product as hypothetical. The record is from RefSeq and is a predicted model, not a curated record. Bases 1 to 450 code for a protein of 149 amino acids. Lineage: Eukaryota; Fungi; Basidiomycota; Exobasidiomycetes; Entylomatales. The transcript has a single exon.
AUGCAAGCGCGCGGCGGCGCUGAUUCGGCCAACUCUGUCUCCUCUUCCUCCUCCUCCUCCUCCGACGACGACGACGACGAAGAGUCGGCCAUUGCCUCGCCCUCCUUCUCCGACUGCGACAGCAGCAGCAGCAGCAGCAGCAGCAGCAGCUCCUCCUCUGCUUCCUCUCAACGUCUGCGUCGCCCUGCUCGCCGCGCCUCCGGCACCGGGCCUGCCGCUCGGCGCGCACGAGCCAAGCGCGUCCAGCGCCGCGGCCACGUGCGCGGCGGCGAGAACGAGCAUGCGGGCGCGGCGGGCGCGGGCGAGGACGGCGGCGCGGCGGGCUGGAGCGCCAUGUUGCUGCCUGCCCGCAAGCAGAUGCAUGCCAACGAGGAGCAGGAGCAGGAGCAGGAGCGCCCAAACGUACGAUGGGUGCUGUGCGAGGAUGUAGGACUCGAUUUGCGCAAUUGA